Molecule: messenger RNA, 4551 nt
Organism: Brassica rapa (field mustard)
Lineage: Eukaryota; Viridiplantae; Streptophyta; Magnoliopsida; Brassicales; Brassicaceae
Product: MAP3K epsilon protein kinase 1
Biological process (GO): protein phosphorylation
Molecular function (GO): protein kinase activity; protein binding; ATP binding
Source: RefSeq, a predicted model, not a curated record
AUGUUCUUCUUCUGACCAUUUUUGCUUUUAUUUAUUUUAUUAAAUCACAAAUAUUUAAGAGCUGGCAUCUGAACCUCUCUCUCUCUCUCAAUCAAAAUCUCGUCUUUCGAUUCCUUCAAUUCCCUCAAAAACCGAAACCCUAAUUCUCAUCUCAUUGGAUCGGGUAUCUUUUGAGGAUCAGUCGUGGGAGAGGAUGGCUCGGCAAAUGACGUCAUCUCAGUUCCACAAAUCAAAGACUCUCGACAAUAAAUACAUGCUGGGAGAUGAAAUUGGGAAAGGAGCUUAUGGAAGAGUGUAUAAAGGAUUGGACUUGGAGAAUGGAGACUUUGUGGCUAUUAAACAAGUCUCUUUGGAGAAUAUUGUUCAAGAGGAUCUCAACACUAUCAUGCAAGAGAUUGAUUUGUUGAAGAACUUGAACCAUAAGAACAUUGUCAAGUACCUUGGGUCUUCAAAGACAAAGACUCACCUUCACAUUAUUCUGGAGUACGUUGAGAAUGGCUCUCUUGCAAACAUCAUUAAACCAAAUAAAUUUGGACCUUUUCCUGAAUCGUUGGUGGCUGUUUACAUUGCUCAGGUCUUGGAAGGUUUGGUAUAUCUGCAUGAGCAGGGUGUCAUACACCGUGACAUCAAGGGUGCAAAUAUCCUGACGACAAAAGAGGGUCUUGUGAAGCUUGCUGACUUUGGAGUUGCCACUAAACUAAACGAGGCUGAUGUGAACACUCACUCAGUGGUUGGAACUCCUUACUGGAUGGCUCCUGAGGUUAUUGAAAUGUCUGGAGUCUGUGCUGCUUCUGACAUUUGGAGUGUUGGGUGCACUGUUAUCGAACUUCUUACAUGUGUGCCCCCUUACUAUGAUCUGCAACCCAUGCCAGCCCUCUUUCGUAUUGUUCAGGAUGAUAACCCUCCUAUUCCGGAUAGUCUUUCACCAGAUAUUACAGACUUCCUACGACAGUGCUUCAAGAAGGAUUCCAGGCAGAGGCCUGAUGCAAAGACAUUGCUCUCUCACCCUUGGAUACGGUUCUCUAGACGAGCAUUGCAGUCUUCACUUCGGCAUAGUGGAACCAUAAAAUAUAUGAAGGAAGCUGCUACAAGCUCAGAGAAAGAUGCUGAAGGUAGUGAAGAAGUAACUGAAAGCCUUUCAGAAGAAAAAGCUGGGAUGUCAAAAUCUGACUCGAAAAGUAAAUUAGGGGUGGCGAGUUUUAGGUCUGAGAAAGAUCCAUCUUCAUCCAGUGAUCUUGGAGAAGAAGGAGCGGAUAAUUCAGAAGCUGAUUUAAGUUCAGAUCAAGUUCCUACGCUGUCUAUGCAUGAGAAACCUUCUCUUCAAAGUUCUUCGGAUGUAAAGGGGAGCUCUGAAGAUGAAUCAGAGUUUCAUGGGAAAUCUGAACAUGAUGAUAUACCUGAGAAUCCUGAGACGGAAUCUUCUAAAAAUGGAAAGAAUACUUUAGAAAAGCAGGUUGGAAAAGAAUCUUCCAUCCACGUGGACCAGCCAUCACAUAGUGUUGGCCAAAAAGGUGAAGAUCGUAGGCUUCGAAAGGCUGUGAGGACUCCGUCUAGUGUUGGUGGGAAUGAACUGACUAGAUUUAGUGAUCCUCCUGGUGAUGCUUCUUUGCAUGAUUUGUUUCAACCACUGGAUAAAGUUCCGGAGGGAAAACCAAACGAGGCCUCGACAUCAGCGCCUACAUCGAAUGUCAUCCAGGGUGAUUCUCCUGUCGCAGAUGGUGGAAAGAAUGAUCUGGCAACAAAACUGAGGGCUACAAUUGCUCAGAAGCAAAUGGAGGGCGAAACAGGUCAAUCAAAUGAUGGCGGUGACCUUUUCCGCUUAAUGAUGGGUGUUUUGAAAGAUGAUGUUAUUGACAUUGAUGGCUUGGUAUUUGAUGAAAAAGUCCCCGCAGAGAAUCUAUUUCCUCUGCAGGCAGUAGAGUUCACCAGAUUAGUGAGCUCCUUAAGGCCAGAUGAAUCAGAAGAUGCAAUAGUCUCUUCUUGUCAGAAACUUGUUGUCAUGUUUCGUCAGAGACCUGAACAGAAGGCAGUGUUUGUGACACAGCAUGGUUUCCUCCCUCUAAUGGAUCUACUCGAUAUUCCUAAACCUCGAGUAACAUGUUCUGUGCUGCAGCUGGUUAACGAAAUUAUCAAAGAUAACACAGACUUCCAGGAAAAUGCUUCUCUUGUUGGUCUCAUUCCUUUGGUAAUGAGUUUUGCUGGUCCUGAGAGGGAACGUUCUCGAGAAAUUCGCAAGGAAGCAGCUUACUUUUUGCAGCAGCUUUGUCAAUCAAGCUCAUUGACGUUACAAAUGUUCAUAGCUUGCCGUGGAAUACCAAUUCUGGUGGGAUUUCUUGAACCAGAUUAUGCCAAAUACAGGGAGAUGGUGCACUUAGCUAUUGAUGGGAUGUGGCAAGUAUUCAAACUCAAAAAAUCCACCCCAAGAAAUGACUUCUGCCGCAUAGCUGCAAAGAAUGGGAUUCUCCUUAGGCUAAUCAACACACUCUAUAGCUUGAAUGAGGCAACCCGGCUGGCUUCUAUAUCAGGGGGCCCAUUGAGUGUGGAUGGUCUAGCUCCACGACUGCGCUCUGGUCAACUUGACCCUAACAAUCCUAUAUUCAGUCAUCAUGAGAGCUCACUCGGUGUGAUUGACCACCCUGAUGCGUUGAAAACUAAGCAUGUGGGUGGUGAAGAACCUUCUCAUGCUUCAACUUCAAACUCUCAAAGAUCAGAUAUCCAUCAACCAGAUGGUGAUAGGCCUAGAUUAAGCAGUGCUGCAGCAGAUGGUUCAGGCACAGAACAUCAUCGGUUAUCUCUCUCCGCUAAUAGGACAUCGACAGAUAAGCUUCAGAAGCUGGCGGAGGGUGCCUCUAAUGGUUUUCCUGUUGCUCAGCCAGAACAAGUUAGGCCUUUGCUUAGCUUGCUGGAGAAAGAACCUCCUUCAAGACAUUAUUCUGGUCAAUUGGAUUAUGUUAAGCACAUUACUGGCAUAGAUAGACAUGAAAGUCGGUUUCCUCUUCUGCAUGGAUCAAAUGAAAAGAAAAACAACGGAGAUCUUGAUUUUCUGAUGGCUGAAUUUGCAGAGGUCUCUGGACGCGGAAAGGAAAAUGGAAAUCUUGAUACUCAGCUUAAGUAUCCCAGCAAAACAAUGGCAAAGAAGGUUGUUUCUAGUGAAGGAGUCGCUUCUACGUCUGGGAUUGCAUCUCAAACAGCAUCUGGAGUACUGUCAGGCUCUGGUGUUCUAAACGCUAGACCUGGAAGUGCGACAUCAUCUGGUUUUCUUGCCCAUAUGGUCUCUACGCAGAGUGCAGAUGUUGCAAGGGAAUACUUGGAGAAAGUGGCUGAUCUGCUUCUUGAAUUUGCUCGAGCUGAUACAACAGUCAAAUCAUACAUGUGCAGCCAAAGCUUACUCAGUCGUCUUUUCCAGAUGUUCAACCGUGUGGAACCUCCUAUUCUGCUAAAGAUACUGGAGUGCACCAAUCAUUUAUCCACUGAUCCAAAUUGCUUGGAGAAUCUUCAGCGUGCAGAUGCAAUUAAGCAUUUGAUUCCCAACCUUGAGCUUAAGGAGGGGAAUCUUGUUUAUCAGAUCCAUCAUGAGGUGCUUAGUGCUCUAUUCAACCUAUGCAAGAUAAACAAGAGGAGGCAGGAACAAGCGGCUGAAAACGGAAUCAUACCUCACCUGAUGCUAUUCAUCAUGUCCGAUUCUCCUCUAAAACAAUAUGCUCUGCCACUUCUGUGUGAUAUGGCUCAUGCAUCUCGGAACUCAAGAGAGCAGCUAAGAGCUCACGGUGGUCUGGACGUUUACCUGAGUUUGCUAGAUGAUGAAUACUGGUCCGUGAUAGCCUUGGAUUCAAUCGCUGUUUGCUUGGCGCAAGACAAUGACAACAACCACAAGGUGGAACAGGCGUUACUCAAGAACGAGGCAAUUCAGAAGUUAGUUAACUUCUUCCAGAGUUGCCCUGAGAGACACUUUGUGCACAUACUGGAGCCAUUCUUGAAGAUUAUAACGAAAUCAUCUCGGAUCAACAAGACAUUAGCUGUAAAUGGAUUGACUCCGUUGCUUAUUUCAAGGCUAGACCAUCAAGAUGCGAUAGCUAGACUUAAUCUCCUGAAACUUAUCAAGGCUGUGUACGAGCACCACCCAAAGCCAAAGCAGCUGAUUGUGGAGAACGACCUCCCUCAGAAACUGCAGAAUCUGAUAGAAGAACGACGUGAUGGACAGCGUUCAGGAGGCCAAGUUCUUGUGAAGCAAAUGGCAACAUCUCUGCUCAAAGCACUUCACAUCAACACAGUCUUGUGAGUCCAAACAAACUCCAUUGGGACUGUACAUUUACUUCUAUUUUCCAAAGAAGGAUUCACCCCCAAGUGUGUAUAUCUUCUUGUUCAUUUACCGAUUUGUAAUUGUUAUAGUGGCUCUCAGCAGAUUCAUUAAGCUAUACUUUUGGCUAGGUUUCUUUUGGAUUCUCUGAAGUAAAGUUUUACUUGUACCGUACGGUUCCAGUCACUUUUACCGGUUCCGGUCAAUGUUUUGAUACUUGUACCGUAUUAACUGAAAGUUUAUUUCUCCAGAUA